GCUAGGCGCUUCUUGUACGUUGCGGCGCCUUUUGCGGUUUCUGAGGUGGUAUCUCUUCCUGUAUCUAACGUUUACGUGGUGGUAUCCUCCUCAUUUUUCUACAACUAGCGAAGAAGUCGCAGUCGCAGUUUCUGAUUCAUUGCUCACUUCGCUCCGUACGUUGCAGGAUGUCUCAACGAGUGCUCAUCGGAGGUGAAGAGAAGGAGAUCUUCCAGAACUUCGAUGAUGAUGGAUUUCCGAUCAUUGAAAACGGCCUCCCACUCUAUAUCACUUCAGACGGCGUGCCAGUUCGUGUUAGUAGUGAGGCGACAGAAGCUGCAGUCCCUGACCCGGUCGCUCCAGUCCAGGUCCUGGGUCCCUCGAAGGAGAGGGCAGAAGAGCUGUGGCCCGAGGAAAAAGUUUUAUUUCUCAUUGAGCUCUUUAAAAACUACCAAUCCGACCUCAGAAACAGGAAAAAAUCAAAACGGGAGGUGUGGGAGAUGUUGACUGAAGCAAUCAAUCUUCUCCUCUGCCAACAACUUCUCCUCUUUAAUAUUCAGCCUCAGUGA
Messenger RNA from Dermacentor silvarum, 548 nucleotides. RefSeq lists its product as uncharacterized. NCBI's taxonomy places the organism in Eukaryota, Metazoa, Arthropoda, Arachnida, Ixodida, Ixodidae. The transcript is spliced from 3 exons. The coding region runs from base 168 to 548 and encodes 126 amino acids. The record is from RefSeq and is a predicted model, not a curated record.